GCAAGCUUUUCUCUCAUCCCUAAAUGCUUUCUCUCUCUUGAAACCGGACAAUUUUUUUGAAGAAACGGAGAGAAUUCAAGAGAUCUCUUUAAGCUUGGAUUAUAAGAUUGAUAUAAGAAGAAAUUUUACGGAGUAUUGGAGAAAUUUUUGAAGGAGAAAACCUUUACGGUGGAGGUCUAUUUAAACAGUUGAUUCUGUUCAGUUGAAAGUUAGUCAUUUACCGCUUGAUAAUCCUGUUCUAUUUCAACAUCUAGAAGGUUAUUGUGCAAUGUCUAGCUCAGCAAAAGCUCUUGAGCCUGCUUUUCAGGGAGCGGGUCAGAAAGUAGGAACUGAGAUCUGGAGAAUUGAAAACUUCCAGCCAGUUCCCUUGUCAAAAUCGGAUUAUGGUAAAUUCUACUCCGGAGAUUCAUAUAUUAUUCUUCAGACAAGUUCUGGCAAGGGAGGUUCUUAUCUAUAUGAUGUACACUUCUGGCUUGGAAAGGAUACUAGCCAGGAUGAAGCUGGGACUGCGGCUAUAAAAACUGUUGAACUUGAUGCCAUGCUUGGUGGACGUGCUGUUCAGUACAGAGAACUACAGGGACAUGAAUCUGAUAAAUUUUUGUCAUAUUUUAAGCCAUGUAUCAUUCCACUUGAAGGUGGCAUUGCAUCUGGAUUUAAGACACCUGAAGAAGAAGAAUUUGAAACUCGGUUAUAUACUUGUAAGGGAAAACGAGUUGUACAUUUGAAGCAGGUCCCUUUUUCACGGUCCUCUCUGAAUCACGAUGAUGUUUUCAUUCUUGACACUGAAAACAAGAUCUAUCAGUUCAAUGGAGCAAACUCCAAUAUUCAGGAAAGGGCUAAAGCAUUAGAAGUAAUUCAAUUUUUGAAGGAGAAGUAUCAUGAGGGAAAGUGUGAUGUCGCCAUUGUUGAUGAUGGAAAAUUACAAGCGGAGACAGAUUCCGGUGAAUUCUGGGUUCUGUUUGGUGGUUUUGCCCCAAUUGGCAAGAAGGUCUUAACGGAAGAUGAUAUUAUUCCUGAGAAGACUUCUCCCCAACUUUACAGCAUUGUUGAUGGUGAAGUUAAGAAUGUUGAUGGAGAACUUACUAAAUCAAUCCUGGAAAAUAAUAAAUGCUAUUUGUUGGACUGCGGUGCUGAGGUAUUUGUCUGGGUGGGGCGGGUUACUCAAGUUGAUGAGAGAAAAGCUGCCAUGCAAGCAGCAGAGGAAUUUCUGUCAAGCCUAAAUAGACCCAAGUCAACACAUAUUACACGGCUAAUUCAGGGCUAUGAAAUUCACUCGUUCAAAUCAAAGUUUGACUCCUGGCCAUCAGGAUCAGCUCCUGUUGCUGAGGAGGGAAGGGGAAAAGUGGCAGCUCUGCUGAAGCAGCAAGGUGUUGGCAUGAAGGGAGCAAAUAAAACUGCCGCUGUAGUUGAGGAAGUUCCUCCGUUGCUUGAAGGUGGUGGAAAGAUAGAGGUAUGGCACGUCGAUGACGGUGCCAAAACUCCAGUGCCUCAUGAAGACAUUGGUAAAUUUUACAGCGGGGAUUGCUAUAUUGUACUCUAUACAUACCAUUCUCAUGAGAGAAGAGAUGAUCACUACUUGUGCUAUUGGAUUGGAAAAGACAGUGUUGAGGAGGACCAAACAGAAGCUGCUAAAUUGGCCACCACAAUGUAUAACUCUUUAAAAGGGAGGCCAGUACUGGGUCGGGUAUAUCAAGAGAAAGAGCCACCGCAGUUUGUUGCAAUCUUUCAGCCUAUGGUGGUCCUUAAGGGAGGACUGAGCUCAGCCUACAAAAACUACAUAGCAGACAAAGGUUUAAAUGAUGAAACAUACACCCCCGACGGUGUGGCACUCAUUCGCAUUUCGGGAACCUCUCCACAUAACAAUAAAGCUGUUCAAGUUGAUGCUGCGGCAUCAUCACUGAAUACGUUUGAAUGUUUUCUACUGCAAUCUGGAAAUUCAGUUUUCAGUUGGCAUGGUAAUCAAGGCACCUUUGAGCAGCAGCAGUUAGUAACCAAAGUUGCAGAAUUUCUUAAGCCGGGGUCAACCAUCAAACAUGCUAAAGAAGGUACAGAGAACUCGUCUUUCUGGUUUGCUCUUGGUGGUAAGCAGCCUUACACCAGCAAAAAGACAUCUUCUGAGAUUGUAAGAGAUCCCCACUUGUUUGCAUUCUCAUUCAAUAAAGGAAAAUUCGAGGUUGAAGAAAUAUACAACUUCUCUCAAGAUGACCUCUUAACAGAGGAUAUGUUGAUUCUCGACACACAUGCCGAAGUAUUUGUUUGGGUUGGUCAAGCAGUCGACUUAAAAGAGAAGCAAACUGCUUUUGAAAUUGGAGAGAACUAUGUCGAGCUGGCCGCUUCAUUAGAAGGCCUGUCUCCAAAAGUUCCGUUAUACAGAAUCGCAGAAGGAAGUGAGCCUUGCUUCUUCACCACAUAUUUUACUUGGGAUCCAGCUAAAGCUAGCGCCUAUGGAAACUCAUUCCAGAAGAAAAUCCUGUUACUCUUUGGAGCUAGCCAUGGUCAUGCUGCUGAGGACAAAUCCAACGGUUCAAAUAACGGCCCGACUCAACGAGCUUCAGCUCUAGCUGCUUUAAACUCUGCAUUCAGCUCAUCUUCAUCUCCAAAAGCCGGCUCCGCGCCACGACCACUCGGGAAAACUCAAGGCUCACAGAGAGCAGCUGCAGUAGCCGCUUUAUCAUCCGUCUUGACUGCUGAAAAGACUCGAUCACCCGAAGUCUCUCCUGUUCGACCAGGCAGAAGUCCCCUCAUGGAAGACAGCCCGCGCAAGGAAGUUAGCUCUCCUGCUUCUGCUAAAGGAGAAGAUGCUCCCGACACUGAAGAAUUCAAACUCACCCCAAAAAGUAGCGAAACCGAGAUAACUGAUCUUACCCCGGAAAACCCCGAAGACUCACCCGAUUCAAAGUCCGACACUUACCAGGAUGAAAUUACCCCCGAAAUCACUCAAGCUACAUUCACCUACGAUCAGCUCAAGGCUAAAUCCGAGAACCCUGUUAAGGGAAUCGACUACAAACGAAGAGAGGCAUAUCUUUCUGAAGAGGAAUUCAUGACUGUCCUGGGAAUGGCGAAAGAAGCCUUCUACAAGCUCCCUCGGUGGAAGCAGGACAUGCUAAAAAAAAAAGUCGAUCUUUUCUAGAAACUGCGUCUGCAAAACAAAGGUUCCCUUCCACCCUACAUUCGCAACUUAUUAUUUGUUCGGAAUCUUUACUUCCAGCUCGCCCUUUCCUUUACUGUUCUUCGCGUCUUAUCUUCUUUAUUUCCGUAUUAUCUGCCUUUACCAUGCAUCAACUUGGUGUUAUGGUUUCCUUUAUGAAGAGUGGUUAAUUUUUUUUCGCCGGUCUCAUCUUCGAAAUUUUCGGAAAAAAAAAAAAAAAAAGUUUUUGUUGCUAUUAUCCCCAUAUUGUAGUUUGGAAAACAAGAGGCAGAUACAAAUUCUUUGAUUGUGUUGAUUGAAUAUGGUUCUUGAGUUUGUUAUACACUCAAAAUUCCUUGUUCC
Molecule: messenger RNA, 3490 nt
Organism: Andrographis paniculata
Lineage: Eukaryota; Viridiplantae; Streptophyta; Magnoliopsida; Lamiales; Acanthaceae
Product: villin-2-like
Exons: 24
Coding region: 269-3130 (953 amino acids)
Biological process (GO): cytoskeleton organization; actin filament severing
Molecular function (GO): actin filament binding
Source: RefSeq, a predicted model, not a curated record